This is a messenger RNA of Xenia sp. Carnegie-2017, 879 nucleotides long. RefSeq names its product transcription initiation factor TFIID subunit 8-like. The coding region runs from base 9 to 800 and encodes 263 amino acids. The record is from RefSeq and is a predicted model, not a curated record. Gene Ontology annotation, biological process: transcription initiation at RNA polymerase II promoter. Gene Ontology annotation, cellular component: transcription factor TFIID complex. The transcript has 7 exons. NCBI's taxonomy places the organism in Eukaryota, Metazoa, Cnidaria, Anthozoa, Malacalcyonacea, Xeniidae. Gene Ontology annotation, molecular function: protein heterodimerization activity.
UUUUCAAGAUGGCGGACGCUUCAACAGUACAUCGAAAGUAUUUAAAAGCAGCUGUGUGCGCUGUUUGUUCUGAAAAAGGCUACGAUUCCGUUACCAGGCUUGCCAUUGAGACAUUGACUGAAAUGAUACAAAGUUUCAUAUGUGAAACUGGUCGUAGUUCACUGAGCAUAUGUGAAUUGUCAGGCAGAUCAAAACCGACAUUAAAUGACGUUAAAUUGGCUUUAAUAGAAAUGGGUCUUCAUGUGGAUGAAUUAAACAAGAAUGUACCAAGAUCAACAAAGACUCUCAUACCUCGACCAUCUUUAACUCGACCAGUACAUCAACAAAAACCACUUCAAUCAGGAACAAAAGAAAGUCGACCUUCUCAUGUUCCCAACUAUCUGCCUUCAUUUCCAGAUCCACAUUCUUAUGUUAAAACUUUGACAUUUCGUAAAGAGGCUGAUGAGUAUCAGAAAUGCAGAGAAAAAUAUGCUUCUAUGUGUCGCAGUGUUGAAUCUGGUCUUGCAAAAUUUUUAUCAAAGACUUCAAUAUCUGAAGCAAUCGUGAAGAAUUGUACCAAUCCAAAUGAUUUCUUACUAAUCCUAAAUGAGCCAAAUCAUUUAUCUUAUCUCACGGCCCUUAUACCAAACCCUGAAGACACUAUCAUUACUCCCAAAAUGGAGAAACAAUCCCAGGAUUCUGAUGAAAAUUACAACGAGAGAGCAAGUUCUACUCAAGAAUCAUCUGAAACAGAAAAUCCAUUUCUUAGACCUCCAAAGAGACAAAAAACUCAAGAACAUCCUUCAUCAAGUUUUCAUUGAUUGAAUUUCAUUUUAUGGUCAUUAUUGUAAGUAAAAUAGGUGUUCUUUAUAUUGUUUUAUUACUUUUGAAAAUUUUUUA